Messenger RNA from Colias croceus (clouded yellow), 831 nucleotides. RefSeq lists its product as uncharacterized. The record is from RefSeq and is a predicted model, not a curated record. NCBI's taxonomy places the organism in Eukaryota, Metazoa, Arthropoda, Insecta, Lepidoptera, Pieridae. The transcript is spliced from 5 exons. The coding region runs from base 1 to 825 and encodes 274 amino acids.
AUGUUGUGUUUUGUGAUCGCAUGUGUGUUGGUGGGUACCGUACACCCGGCUGUUAACUGCAGGGACCGUAGCAAUCAUCUUCGCCAAGAUGGAGGGUUUUGCUUCGAGAUACCUCCAUGGCAGCAUCAACCAGUUGAGGUUGAUCAACAUCUCAAUAAAAUAAAGGAUGUAUGGGGAAAUGAUACCAGGCGGCAAUUGAGGAAACCACGAUUAUCACUUAUAAAUAGCGAGGUGAACCGAUACAUGGCGACAGUAAUAGCACCGUUUCUGGACACAUACCAUAGAAACAUCCAGAAUGCAUAUCAGCAACUUACCAAUAAAAUACUUAAGCGAAUAAAAGAGGAAAUUAAUGCAGCGUUAAGAAAGAAACAGAAGAUUUAUUCAGAGCUCAUUGAUCUGGCUGAUACAUUAAACGUACCAGAAAUGUGUGACGAAGAGAAACGCGAUGCCAGAACACUAGCCAGCAGACAUGUGGCACUAACAUACCGGUGUACAGAGGAAGCUAGAGCAUCUAUAGCCAAAAUGGGUAAAUAUGCUGAAGAAAUGAUCAGCAUCACAAGAAAUCAUAUGCAAGCUGCUGUUGCGGAUGCUACUAAGUUUAUGAAUAAGGAUGUACCGAUAUCGAAUGUAACAUCAUGUCUCAAGGAAAUAUCUCGCGCGGCCGCUUCUCUUGGCUAUGAACUGGACCUCAGUCUAACCAAUGCUCGACGUCACAACGGACAAUCUUGCGAAAAGCUGGCCAAUUGCUGCUCUGUUGUGAGGAGGAAUACUGAUGAAGGAGUUACUUCUCUUAAGGAGUAUCUCUAUCAAUGUGUAUAUGCUUGAUAAAAA